AUGGGAAAGACGCGCGUCAUCUCCAAGGGAUACCGGCAUGGCACACGCGACAAGUAUUCCAAGAAGUACCGCACCAAGGGCAGACCCGGACUGGCCAGGUACUUGGUGAACUUCAAGCGGGGUGACUACGUGGACAUUGUCGCGGACCCCUCGAUCCAGAAGGGAUUGCCCUACUCCUUCUACCACGGGCGGACGGGCAUCGUCUUCAACGUGAACCGCAACGCCCUUGGGGUGGAAAUGACCAAGAUUGUGGGCAACCGCCAGCUGCGCAAGCGCAUCCACGUGCGCAUCGAGCAUGUGCGCAAGUCGCGGUGUAACGAGUCCUUCUUGCACCGAGUGAAGGAGAAUGACAAGAAGAACCUAGGUUUUGCAUGGUUUUGCUUAAGGAAGCAGCAGGCCAAGAAAGAGGGCAAGAGCAUUGUUUGCAAGCGCAUCCCUGAAGGGCCCAAGGAGAUGAAGACCGUGACGGCCUCUCAGGAUGAUGUCGAGGUGCUUGCACCUCUGCCCUUUGUGGAGAACUACUUCUAA
This is a messenger RNA of Durusdinium trenchii, 528 nucleotides long. The record is from the annotation of a GenBank genome assembly. Lineage: Eukaryota; Dinophyceae; Suessiales; Symbiodiniaceae.